CGGCGCCAAAACCAAAACCCAGAAACGACUUCGCGCCUGCGGGUCAUCAUCUCAGGCAGUUGUUAUUCGCGCUCGUCCAUCGCCCCCGUCAUCUCGAUGCGUGCAGCGAGUUUUGCUUGUCGCUUUUGAAUGAGCUAUGCCCUUUCGCUAGCGGUUACUCCUCUCGCUCCCACUCCUGCGCCAACCUCCAGGACGAGCGACACCGCGGUCGGCAGCCUUGGGGACCAGAAUAAGGACCAGCCAGAGCCGUUAGCACGAAACAGCAUCUGAUGUCUUACAUCAAGGCGAUCGCCGCACUCCCGUGGAGCUUUGCAAUGCCAGAUCAUCAACUGCAGGCCGGCGACACCAGUAUUGCGCCAAGACCAGCAUCAUGGUGGGCAACUCCGCAGCAAGCCGUUCCGGAUCCACAGGCGUUAUACGGCCUUCCUUCUUGCUUCUUGUUGAGCUUCGCUCACAGUAGGCUUUAUUCACAGAACGCAUCUACCCGCUCUACUCGAAACGCACAUGCUAUGGUGAGGACCGGCAAAUCGCAGAUCUGAUGGGUGUGAGUAGCUCGCCGAAUGAAAACAUCGCCUGUUGAGCACACUCGCCACGUUGCCCCAACGCAAGAUUUACCUUGCUGACUAGAAUAUUGCGCCCAGAAAAAGAGCCAGCAGGUAGACUUUGCACAUUUGGUUGUCACCGACUCACCGCAUUCCGCGCAGAUAAACAGUCAACAAGUCAAACAUCAAGAGAUUUUCCCAACUGCAAGGCACUACGCUUGCUUUCAAACUCUGUCAGAGAUACAAAUUCUUAGAGUCGUCAUUUACAUCCGCGCAAGUUGUUUCCCCAUCAGAGGGUAGUCCGACAUGGGCCCACU
Trematosphaeria pertusa is the source of this 859-nucleotide messenger RNA. RefSeq lists its product as uncharacterized. Lineage: Eukaryota; Fungi; Ascomycota; Dothideomycetes; Pleosporales; Trematosphaeriaceae. The record is from RefSeq and is a predicted model, not a curated record. The coding region runs from base 270 to 539 and encodes 89 amino acids. The transcript has a single exon.